GGUAAAAGACAAAAAUCUGGCUCCACCGGUUUCAGCAGUGUCUGCUUAAUGAAAACACUCACACAAGUCACAGAGAUCUGUGGGAAGUGUUUGAGCUCUAGUCUGGCUCUUUUUACUUUUUUUUUUUUUUUUAAAAUAAUUAUUUCCACCGAGGAGGGAGGAUCUUAACUUCCCAGCUUUAGUGAGUGAAAACAGCGCCCGGUAUCAACACGGGAGAGACGGAAACUAACGCUGCGGACUGAAACAUUUCGACAAAUUAAUACCGAUAUCGAUUAUCCAGCGGAAUAACCAAACAUUAGCUGUGAGCGAGGGCAGACGAGGCGUCGCUGUCAUGGAUCGAUACGAUAACCUGGAUUUGGAUUUGGAGUGUGAAGGAGGAGGUGUAGCUCAAAAAGCAGCGUUAUUUGGUGGGAUGUUUAAAAGAUCCACCAAGUCUGCAGAACCACUUCUCCCAGCACAGGACAGUUUAUCAGUCAGCAGUGAACUUUCGAAGAGCAACGAUAGUCUGACUGACAACAGCAACAAGGAGAAAGGAGGUGUGUUUAAAGGAAUGUUUAAGAAGACGACCAAAGCUGCCAAAGAAGACCAGCCACAGGGUUCCCUCUCAGUAGCCAAUCCUGAACUGUCCGUCAGUAGUGACAGUUUAACAGAAAACAAGUCAUCAAAGGAAAAAUCAGGCGUGUUUGGAGGGAUUCUGAAGCGAUCUCCUAAACCAGGACAUGCCCGGAGGCCUUCACUGGAUUUUUUGGACGUGGAGUUUACAACCAGCAAUGACAGUCUGUCUGAGAACCCAACAGCUAAAGAGACAGGAGGGAUGUUCAGUGGGAUGUUUAAAAAACCCUCAAAAGCUUUUGGAGUGAGGACGCAAUCUCAGGAGGAUUUGUCUGCACCCAGCGAGCUAUCAGGGAGCAAAGACAAUCUGUCUGUGAAUAGCAACACUAAGGAGACAGGAGGUGUGUUCAGUGGGAUGUUUAAAAAAUCCCCAAAGCCUUCUGGAGCAAAGACACAAUCUCAGGAGGAUUUAUCUGCAGCCAGCGAGCUCUCAGGCAGCAAGGACAGUCUUUCUGUGAAUAGCAACACCAAGGAGACAGGAGGGGUGUUCAGUGGGAUGUUUAAAAAAUCCCCAAAGCCUUCUGGAGCAAAGACACAAUCUCAGGAUGAUUUAUCCGCAGACAGCGAGCUCUCAGGCAGCAAAGACAAUCUUUCUGUGAAUAGCAACACUAAGGAGACAGGAGGGGUGUUCAGUGGGAUGUUUAAAAAAUCCCCAAAGCCUCUUGAAGUGAGGACAAAAUCACAGGAGGAUUUGUCUGCCGCCAGCGAGCUCUCAGGCAGCAAAGACAAUCUCUCUGUGAAUAGCAACACAAAGGAGACAGGAGGGAUGUUCAGUGGGAUAUUCAAAAAGCCAAAGCCUCUUGGAGCAAGGACAAAAUCUCAGGAUGAUUUGUCUGCAGCCAGCGAGCUCUCAGGCAGCAAUGACAAUCUGUCUGAAAACACUAAGGACAAAGGAGGAAUCUUUAGUGGUGUGUUCAAGAAAAAAAUCGCCAAAUCUCAGUCUCAGGAUGAUUUGUCAUUGGAUGGUGAACUCUCUGCCAGCAGUGAAAAUCUCGUUGAAAAGUCUUCAAAGGGUGGGGCACCAACAAAGACCCGCAGGAAUCCUUUCACCUCCCAAGCUCAGGAUAAAGAAAAGACUGAACACUCAGGAGACUCAAAUGAGAAUACCUCGACUACAGAGAAGCCCAAAGCAAAGCAGAAUGGUUUUAGUGCGAUGAUGAAGAGCACAUUUUACACUGACAAGCAGGAGAAGAACUCUGGCUCUGACUCUGAGGAGAUAUUGGACAGCGGAGAGACCCAGCCCAGCAACAAACAGAACAAAUUUUCUGAGGCGAUGGAAAAACUGAACCCAUUUCGAUCUGCAAACAAACAGCAUGAAAAACAUUCAAGCUCAGAUGACGAGGAUCCACCUGCGAGCAGCGAGAAGUCAUCAGGCAACAAACAGAGCUCUAUGGCCGGAGCCAUGUCUAAACUGAAUUUUUUCCACUCUUCAACUAAAAAAGACGCCAUAGACGCGGAAAAGCUCAAGGACAAUGAGAAACAAGUGGAAGAAAAGCCAAAACCGGUGAAGAGCCACAUGACUCAGCAAGAGAGGAAGGAAAGAGGUGAAACUCCAACUGUCCCACCCAGACCUACUAAAGAGGAGCAGGGCAAAACAGUGAGACAAAAGCAGAGGAGCAGCCAUCAGAGCCAAUCGGACAAUGAAGGCCCCAAAGAAGGAGACGAGGGAAGCCCUCAAGAAACCAAAACUACCAAGGUGAAAAAACCCAAACACCCUAAUCCGUUCAUGCCACGUACUGGACCCAAGCUUCAAGCUCCGUCUGAUGAUGAAGGGCUGAAAGAAGAAGACGAUGAUGAUUCUUCAUCCAAAGAGGAACAGAUUGAUGAGGAGGGCACGGACAAAAAGAAGACCAAAGUCAAGAAACCCAAGAGACACAAUCCUUUCAUGCCAAGGGUCAAGGGCAGAGUUAUGCAGAAGAGAGCACAGGACGGAGCUGCUGGCAACACAGCAGAGAAUGAAGGAGGAAACAGAUCUUUGUUUGACCAGCUGGAUGACUUUCGUACUGACCCAUCACAGCCUGAGGACGAACGGGAUGUGGAUCUUAUGGAGUGGUGGAAUACAGUCGAGUCUUGGGAGGACACGCCUCAAGAUGAUGACAUGACAGAAAAAGAAGAGGCCAAGGCGUUUACUGUGACGGCAGAGAAGGUGCAGAAAGGCAUCCGUGUCUUCAACAAACUUUUCUCAGAGCGCGCGGAAAGCCUCUGGCAGCACGUCAUCGACCUCAAUGGCAUCGCAGACGGUCUGGACAAGUUCAGCAAGAACACAAAGAUCGCUCAAAUCACCGGCGGCUCCACAAGCGCCAUUGGGGGUGUAGCCACCAUUGCCGGCCUCGCUCUGGCCCCGGUCACCAUGGGAACCUCCUUGAUUGUGACAGCUGUGGGACUGGGUGUUGCCACGGCGGGAGGACUGACAUCAGCAGGCGCCGGCAUCUCCAACCAGGUCAACAAUUCGAUGGACCGCAAGAAGGUGGAGAGGAUUGUGCAGGAUUAUCAGGAUAAGAUGGUCGACCUCAACAAGUGCCUUAAGUUCAUCAAGCAGGGUAUCGAGAACCUGAAGAGGUUCGACCUAAUCAAGAUGAAAAAUAAGGCCUACAACCGUGACUUUCCUGUGCUUAAUAGUAAUUUCUAUGAAGACGGCGCCAUGGCAGGAAAGGCAAUCCUCAUCAGUGCUAAUGAGAUUAUGCGUGUGGUGCAGAUCGCUAAUGUGGCGGGCAGCACAGCAGCCAGAGCGGUCCAGAUCGCCAGUAUGGCCACAGGUGUUCUCACCGGACUGUUUGUAGGUAUGGACAUCUACUUUGUAGCCAAAGACUCCAAAGAACUCAAGAAAGGGGCCAAAUCAGAGUUUGCAGCCAAAAUCAGGGAGGUGGCGACGCAGCUGCACGACGGCCUGGUGGAGCUCAACAGCAUCCGAGAAGAGCUGCAGACCACGGCACCAGAAAACAGUUCAGCACAAUUCAACACAGCUGCUCCAGACACUGACAAAAAAGAGAAAGAGGACAAAUAUGACAGUUCGAGUGACGAUGAAAUCGCCCGCAUUAAAAAAGCCAUCAAAGAAGAGUAUGAGAACCGAGAAUAUGUCUGAAUCAAAAACUCAAAAACUGGAAAAGGCCUUGAACUGUGCUUUAAUUCCAAGGUCUCGGAGCAUGGUCAGUUUCCUCUGCAAAAUGUUUUCAAGUUUUUUGAAAGUACAGGCUCGAAUCUCAGGCAUACUGCUGCAAUAUUUGCAUCGUUGGUUUUGAGUUGUUGUUUCCUCAAUUUCCUCAAAAUAGAAAACUACUAUCAGGCCUGUUUUGAAAGUCCAAAGAGAUAAAUCCACGCUUGAUGAAAAACGCUACUUUCGAAAACUCCUGGGCUUUUAUUUUAGGGACCUGACCUCUUAAAUCUGAAUAGCAUUUACACUGCUGGGAGGAACUGAGGCUUUGCAGUAGAUAAAGUAUCAUAACUGUGUCUUUGGCUGUGGUGCCAGCGUGUGAAACUACCAUGUUGUCUUUGAGAAAGGGCGUUUAAAGGUUAACCGAAAUCAUGUAUUCUGAUAGUAGAUUAAUUAAAGACACAAGUGCAAAGUAUUUUGUCAUUUUUAUAAAUUAGACUUUAAAGUGUUGCUUAGAGUUUCAUCAAAGUGCAUGAGAUAAUAUUGAGACACUUUUACUGGCCAGGUGUAGAGAUUGUGUAUAUUCACUGGGAACAAGUGCCUUAAUUAUUUAUAAUGCCUUAGAAAUGCACUAAGAUGCAAUGUAGCAUUAGUCCGUUUACUCUGUUUUGU
Molecule: messenger RNA, 4375 nt
Organism: Plectropomus leopardus (leopard coralgrouper)
Lineage: Eukaryota; Metazoa; Chordata; Actinopteri; Perciformes; Serranidae
Gene: apol1
Product: apolipoprotein L1
Biological process (GO): lipid transport; lipoprotein metabolic process
Cellular component (GO): membrane; extracellular region
Molecular function (GO): lipid binding
Source: RefSeq, a predicted model, not a curated record